Tetranychus urticae (two-spotted spider mite) is the source of this 2315-nucleotide messenger RNA. The record is from RefSeq and is a predicted model, not a curated record. Lineage: Eukaryota; Metazoa; Arthropoda; Arachnida; Trombidiformes; Tetranychidae.
UGAAUAAGAAAAAAAACAAAUGUUGAGAUACAUUUUUUCGCAUACUGUCUUCAUUUUCCUCCUCCCUUUCUCUCCACCCUCUUCAUCUAUCAUCCUUUUCAUCAUACACUGUUCAUCAUCUCUACCGCCAUGCAUUUCUCAUCCUUUCUUGCCUGAAAAAAAUAAGAGAGAAGAUACUUUUCAUUCGAAUCGUUCACUCCGCCUUCACGACAAACAUUUUCAUCGUCAAAUCACUUUAUAUAAAAUACCAAAACAUCUUUUCAGGCCACUUUUAACAUCGCCAAUACCAACUGAUUCGUCGUUUGUAACAGUUGUCAUCAACAGUUUUACAGUUUAACUAAGUGAUUAAAUCAACUGGACAAUUUUGAUGGUAACCACAAACAUCGACUCAAUCAUGUUCAAAAUCAUUGUCAUUAUCGCAUCAACAUUUUGUUUAUGUGAAAGUGCUGUCUGGACUUCAUUGAAUAACCGAGGAGUUGAGCCUAGAGUUAGAGAUCGAGAAACUCAAAUUGCGUCUUCAAGUCAGUUGAUUCAUAAUUACUCGUUAUUAGACAAAAGCAAGGGUAAAUUAAAGCAAUUACCUAAAGUCGUUUAUAAUGAUCACGGUGAUAUCAUAUCUUCAGCGAGUAACUUGAUCCGAGAUGAUGCAGAUAUUGGAUUUGAUCAUGAAGACGAUACUGGAGGACCAAUUGAAAAUUAUAAAGAAAACGUUUACAAUUCAAAUUUAAAAGCAGCUGCUGUGGACAAUGGCGAUGAUGCACCAAACGAUUUUACCAGUGAUAGAGCAAAUAACGAUGGUCCAGUUACGGUCAUUCCUUCACCGCCAACAGUAUCACCGCUUUGGUUGAAUGAGAAUAGUGGUGACUCUUAUGGUGAUACCAAUGGUAACAGAAGUAACUUUGGCGGCAGUUAUUCAAAUAAAUUGGUUAAAUUUGAUGAUGUCACUCCAACCCCUCCGAUUCCAAUGGCAUCGACUCGGUCACCAAGGAUUAUACGAGCUCGUAAACGACCACAAAAAGGUAAAGAUUCGUCAAGCAACAGAUCCAAUGAUAGAGAAAAUGGUGGUUCUCAAGGGAUAUUUAGAAAGGUUGAACCGCGAUUUAACUCUUAUAAUCGGAUAAAUGAACAAAUUGGUAAAAAGGAGCCACCAAACAAUUCAUUUGAAUCUACUCCUUUCCCGUCAAAUUAUGAUGAAACAAAAGGCAAUUCAAUUGAUCAAAUGAAUCGUCCAAAGAUUAAAAGCUAUACAGACCUGUCAAAUCAAUGGGAUGUCAAUCCAUUUGGUCAACCAGGAAUUGAUUUUCCAUCUUUUUCAUCACCUCCAUUAACCAGUUUCCGAUGCUCAUCUCAACGUUAUCCUGGUUAUUAUGCUGAUCCAGAAGCAUACUGUCAGGCUUUUUAUAUUUGUCAACCUGAUGGUCGUGAAGAUGCUUUCUUGUGUCCAAAUGGAACUUUGUUCAAUCAAAAGUAUUUCAUUUGUGAUUGGUACUUCAAUGUUGACUGUAGUCAAGCAAGAAGCUUCUAUUCAUUGAAUUCACUUCUUUAUGUUGUACCAAACAGGAAAACUAAAUCAGCUCGUCUACAAGGAUCAGGAUUGAGAACUAAUCUCAAUGAUAUUAAUUUUGAAGAAUUUGAUUCUUCAUAUGAAGUGAAACCCAGAAAAAGGGUUGAUAGCGGUGAAUCCAGUGUUGAAUAUGAAAAUGAUUUUGUCUAUCCAUUGAAAGCUGACACAAGCAAAGAGGAAAGUAACCCAUCUAACUCAAUGAGAGACAAUCAAAGAUUCGAUCAAUCAGACGAAAAACCAAUAACGAUGAGCAAAUCAGAAAGCAAUGUUUCUCGAGGAAAGGAUAUCGAGGUAAGAAGUAAACCUUAUUCAGAUCAAGAUGUCCCAAGUGAGGCCAGAUCUAAACCUAAGAUGAAAACAAGAAAACAAACCAACUGGUGGAUUGCUGAAGAUUUGACAAACAAUUUGGGUGUAAGGUUCGGAGUCAAAAAUAAUGGCGAAGAGAGACAAUCAAAAAAAUCAACGAAAAAUGAAGGAAACAAAUCAGUCAAAGUAUAAUUAAGCUUUGAAGCAUUAUCAUUGAUUCAUUUCAUUUGUGAUUUACUUUCAUACUCAACGCCAUUUCCAUUUCCAUUUUCAUCGUAUUUGUUAAUUGAUUUGCAUUAUCUUCUUAAACUCGUCCAAUUUUUGAAUUGCAUUUCCACAAGAUUGAGCAAUUAUUUUAUCUGAAAUUAUUAAUAAAAGUAUAUCUUUAUCAAUUUUGUAUUUAAAAACAUUGAAUAAAUGCCAUGUUUGCCUUAUUUAUCUACAA